AGGUCGUCUCCUGUAAAUAAUAUAGAUCUCAUAACUGUAGCGAUACACUGAAUUUUUUCAGGUAUUUUCCUCGGAGAAAUAAUUUCUAUAAAUGCUGAUAGUUCACUGAAGAGGAUGGCAGUCCUCUGCCAGCCUGCGGCUAUCGUUCAGCUCGUCAGGCUAACUUAAGCGUGAUACUGGCUGGUUUGGACGCUAGCAUUAGCUAGCCAUUUAGCUAAUCAGAGGUUAAUACGGGAGGAACUAAGCUUGUAUUCAGAGGCCUGGGUCCAAUUGAGAUGGAUAUUUGAAAUGACAGUCACUCGUGGCCUCUCCCUGAAUUGACGCUUAUCAAAGACCAGAGGUCAAGCCCGUCUUGAUGUUGGACCUCCUGCCUAGCAUGCAGCCAUGAGCUCUGUUCUGUGGAGCCAGGAGAAGCCCAGUGGGGGAUUCAGGGAGGACUGGCGCUUCUAUAUGGUCAUAAAGGAGUGUACAGUGGAGAAGCCUCCCCAGAAGACCCUCAGGAUCCCCCGUGGUAGUCUUGGUCAGGCCUGCCAGGAACGUAACAGUCUGGGACGAACAUUACCCCCCUGCAAGGGUAAGAAGAGUCUACGCAUCCUGGACCAGACCAACGUAGUGCUGAGCCUGGAUGAGCGGGACGUCCUGGAGCUGGAUGAGAAACUGGCUGAGCUGCUGUUCCCCAUCACCAACUGUGAGGAGCGAUACGCCCUGCUCUGCAACAAAUCACGACUAGAGCGCGUCAGUGAUAUUGACUGUGGUUCCAAGGUGCGCGUGCAGCUGCGCUCAGGGGAUGAACCUUUACCUGGUGUGGUCCGCUUCAAAGGCUCACUGCUCCCUGACAGAGCCCUGUCUGGAAUCUGGUUUGGAGUCGAGCUGCUGGAGGAAGGUCGAGGCCAGGGCUUCACUGAGGGCUCCUACCAGGGGCGCCAACUUUUUCGCUGUGAGGAAGAGUGCGGCGUGUUCGUGGCCCUGGACAAACUUGAACUCUGGGAGGAUGAAGAUGACGAAGCCUUAGGCGAGUUGGAGGUGGACCACGUUAAUUUGGUGGAAGAUGACCAGGACUACCCUCCUUUGGAAAUCAACUCCAGGGUCCUUGUACAGACCAGGGACGGACCAGAGAGAGGCACCAUCAUUUAUUGUGACCUGCUGCCGGGAAAUGAGAGCCUGGGCUACUAUGUGGGAGUCGACAUGGACAAUCCUAUCGGGGACUGGGAUGGUGUGUUCGAUGGGAAGUUGCUGUGUAAUUUUGCCAGUUUGGAGCACACCCGACUCGUCCCCAUCUGUGACAUAAUGCCAGAGCUUUCGAUGCAGGACCAAAGGCUGCAAAAGCACAGUUUUGCCCCCAGAGCUACCAGCAGUGACAAGUCGUCCUCUGGCCAAAGCAAACCAAAGAGCAAAGGACUAGAUCAUCAGUGCGGCAGUAGAAGCAAGUCUGACUUUUACUAUACUUUAAAUGGCAGCUCUGUUGACCCCCCAGCCCAGUCCAAAUCCAAAAGCACAUGGUACAUUGAUGAAGUUGGGGAGGACCCCGCAAAGUCCCUUACUGACACGCCCCCUGACUUCAACCAAUCCUCCCCACCCUCCAGAGCCCCGCCCCCUGCCUCGUUGUCCAGUGACAACAAGUUCCACUCUUUGCCGUUCAGCCUGAACCGAAAGCCCGGGCCCAUCGACAGCAUGAGUCAUGGGCCCCUCUCUCUCUCAGUCCAGUCGGUGAUGGGAGAGCAGCCUGAGCCCUCGUCACCUGCUGCUCCUCUCUCACCACAGCCUCCCACGCCUCCUCGUGGACAGCCUGGCCUUGAGGUGGGCUCACUGGUAGAGGUAAAGGAGAACCCCCCUCUGUGUGGAGUCAUUCGCUGGGUCGGUCUACCUCCUGGCCUGCUGGAGCCUUUGGCGGGGCUGGAGCUGGAGGAAGAGUGCCCUGGUUGCACUGACGGCACCUUUAAAGGUACUCGAUACUUCACCUGCCCACCCAAAAAAGCUCUGUUUGUGAAGCUCAAGUGCUGCCGGCCUGACUCCCGCUUUCCGUCCCUGCAUCACUCGUCCAACCCCAUUGAACGAUGCAACUCCAUCGCUUUUGGGGGUUACCUUAGUGAGGUAGUACAUGAAAACACUCCUCCCCGCACAGAAAAUGACGGUCUGGAUGUCAUGGUGGGAAAGAAGAAAGGCAUCCAGGGUCAUUACAACUCCUGCUACUUGGAUUCCACCCUCUUCUGUCUUUUCUCCUUCAGCUCUGUACUGGACACGGUUUUACUGAGACCCCGCUCAAAGACUGAUGUGGAGUAUUACAGAGAGACCCAAGAGCUGUUACGCACCGAGAUAGUCAACCCACUGCGCAUACAUGGGUAUGUUUGUGCCACCAAAGUGAUGAAGUUAAGGAGAAUACUGGAGAAAGUAGAAGCUGCCUCUGGAUUUACCUCUGAAGAAAAAGAUCCUGAGGAGUUCCUUAAUAUCCUUUUUCAUCACAUUCUAAGGGUGGACCCUUUGCUCAAGCUAAGGUCAGCAGGACAGAAGGUCCAGGACUGUUACUUUUACCAGAUUUUCAUGGACAAAAAGGACAAGGUGGGAGUUCCCACCAUCCAGCAGCUCCUGGAGUGGUCCUUCAUCAACAGUGACCUCAAGUUUGCAGAGGCUCCCUCCUGCCUUAUCAUCCAAAUGCCCCGCUUCGGCAAGGACUUCAAAAUGUUCAACAAGAUUUUCCCCUCACUAGAGUUAGACAUCACAGACCUUCUUGAAGACACACCCAGGGAGUGUCGGAUCUGUGGAGGCCUGGCUCUCUACGAGUGUCGAGACUGUUAUGAGGACGGGGACAUUACAGCUGGCAAGAUCAAACAGUUCUGUGAAAAGUGCAAUACACAGGUCCACCUCCACCCGAGGAGGAAAACUCAUCGGCACGGCAAACUGUCUGUCCCUAAGGAGCUGCAAGACGGGAUGGGGCGGCAGGGCAGUUAUCCCCGCCAGAGGAUGGAGCUGUUCGCUGUGCUGUGCAUUGAAACCAGUCACUAUGUGGCCUUUGUCAAGUACGGCAGUGCAGAUUCUGCCUGGCUCUUCUUCGACAGCAUGGCAGACCGUGAUGGAGGGCAGAAUGGUUUCAACAUCCCCCAGGUGUCUCCUUGUCCGGAGGUGGAGGCCUACCUGAAAAUGACCCCGGAGGAGCUGCACGCCCUGGAUCCUAAGAGCAUCCAGGGCCAGGCCCGACGCCUGCUGUGCGACGCCUACAUGUGCAUGUACCAGAGCCCAACCAUGAGCCUGUACAAGUAGAAUCCUCCUCUCCCCCAACCCCUCCAUCCCUGUCCCUCAGCCACACCACCUCCCCUUCUCCCACGGCAGGAGAUUCCCAGAAAGACCAAAAAUGAAAAAUAAACUGAAAGAAGAAAGGCUGCCAGCUAGCAGGGGUGCUGUCUGGAGUUAGCCCCCUACUCCACCUCUCCUCUAUGCCUGCUCUUCAGAGGGUGGAGAGAUGGAAGAGAAGGGAGGGAGAAGCCUAUUUGCACUGUGCAUUAGUUGAAGUGUUGUGUUCUUCAUGUAUAGUCCUAUGUAGCUUCCCUGUGUCUCACAGCUGAGCAUCUGUGUUGGCUGAUGAAGCAAAGGUAUAGGCCUUAUGACGGUUCACUCCCUGUUCAGGGAGGAAGGGGGUAGAAGAUGCGAGGGAGGGUAUAUUCGCUUCGCCACGCCAACAGACAUGUGCAACAGAAACAAAAUGAGCUAGUGGGAGGACCUCGGUCACCUCAUUUACCUUAAGAAAAGAGGAGUUGUGCUAUUCUUAAUCACUGUAAGAGUCGGGAGCUUUUCAUAAUGCCACAUUAAGGAAGCAACGGAGUGCACAAAAUCCUCAUCCAACAUGUGUGUACUGUUCUAAAAACUUGUGUAAAAACUCUUAGUAGCAUAGAUUUCUCCAGGUAGUUACAGCAACAGUAUAGAUGUCAACCUACUGUGCAUUUGCAUUAAGACCAGAGUAUUCUGCUCUUUGUGAACUGGUUUGCAUAUUUCCCAUCACGCUGUUUCAUUGUCUAUACAGUACAUGUUUUGCAGAAACAGAUGUAGCCAUUGUAAAAGUCUCACGUUCUGCUGCAUACUCGCUCGACCAAUGCUGCACUUUUUGCUCUAUCCCCGAGUGGACCGAUCAGGAAACAUUUAGGUUUUUGCUUCUUUUCUUUUUUUUCUUUCUCACAUUGGAAGCCAGAGGGAGUGCUAAUUUGUAGGUUGGGAGACAUCAGAGUUUUGUGUUACAGAAUACAAAUGUGCUUCUUUUCUGUAGCUGUAAAGAACGCUCUGCAUUGCUAAUGCAGGUUAGAUGCCAGAUAAAUGCAUGAAGGGAGACUUGUACAAUGGCUCCUGUUGUAGAGCUGUUUGGUGGAGCACUCUGUGCAUUCAAAGGGUCAACGAGGUGAAAUACUGGAAAAGUCUGGCUGUUUCCUUUAAUAAGGGACAGUAUGAUGUUUCACAUUAAGUGUUUUUUUUUUUUUUUCAAGACUCCUGCUAAUGACUAAAUUUAAAUUAUAUCUUAUGUUUACAAAGCCUUUUUCUCUGCCAGUCAAGGCAAGUAUUGACUCUCGCUGCCUUCCAUGAAGAUGUGACAUGCAAUGUUUCCAGCCACACAACACAUAACAACAAAUUGUGAUCAAAUAUUAUUAUUUAUUAUAUUCUAAUCAUAUUACAAACGCCUGUGUCGUCCUUUUUUUUUUAAGAAAAUGAAUCGGGGCUGAUUAUACUGACCUGGGUACUGCUUGUCCUCUUCCACUGUAUAAUGAAGUGAGUUAUUGUAGUUUACGCUCUCUCAUAGCAACUACUGAAUGUUAAUAGUGACAUGUUGAACAGUGUAGAGUUAAAGGACAGGAUGAGGACAAAAGGCUUGGAACCUUUGGUAACCACAUACAAAUAUAUAUGUAUAAAAACAUUAAGAAAAUAUUUAUCCUUGAUUGAUUAAACAGUACAUAAAGCCUAAAGAUCAUGUUAUGGAUCGAGACAAAGCAUUAGUUUUUUAUAUAUCACAUAUAAUUAGAUGAAAUCAACAAACUGCACAAGUUGGCAUCAGCAUUACACAUCGUUUUCCUGCAUCACAACUGACUCAUGGAUUCUGUUGUGAGUAUUAACAAACUUAUUAGGGUUUUAUAAAUGCAGUUCCAGCUGGCAGAUCCCAUUUUGCUCUGUGGUGGUUUCCUCUGUCAAAGGGAUCCUGACAGGAGACCUUCCUGUGUGAGUGAACUUUUUUUCUGCACUGCUGAAGCUUGUAACUGACUGGAGCCUUGUUCUCUGGGAGAGAAUUCUCAGAACGGAGGAUGGGACUUUUAUUUUCUGUUGCAUCUGUACAGUUGACAUAUGUAACAGGUGGAAACUUAAUGUCAGUGAUGUUCCUGUCAAUGUUAACAAAAUAAAGCCCAUUUUGAAGGCA
Messenger RNA from Labrus bergylta (ballan wrasse), 5386 nucleotides. RefSeq names its product cylindromatosis (turban tumor syndrome) (gene cyld). The record is from RefSeq and is a predicted model, not a curated record. Gene Ontology annotation, molecular function: cysteine-type deubiquitinase activity; K63-linked deubiquitinase activity. Gene Ontology annotation, biological process: regulation of intrinsic apoptotic signaling pathway; regulation of mitotic cell cycle; positive regulation of extrinsic apoptotic signaling pathway. Gene Ontology annotation, cellular component: cytosol. NCBI's taxonomy places the organism in Eukaryota, Metazoa, Chordata, Actinopteri, Labriformes, Labridae.